Molecule: messenger RNA, 2848 nt
Organism: Odobenus rosmarus divergens (Pacific walrus)
Lineage: Eukaryota; Metazoa; Chordata; Mammalia; Carnivora; Odobenidae
Gene: ATF6
Product: activating transcription factor 6
Exons: 16
Coding region: 134-2113 (659 amino acids)
Biological process (GO): regulation of transcription by RNA polymerase II; endoplasmic reticulum unfolded protein response
Cellular component (GO): nucleus
Molecular function (GO): RNA polymerase II cis-regulatory region sequence-specific DNA binding; DNA-binding transcription factor activity, RNA polymerase II-specific
Source: RefSeq, a predicted model, not a curated record
UUCACUCGGCCACCGUCCGCAGGGCGGUAGGGAGUAUUUUGUCCUCCUGCCGCCGCCGUCCGGGUUAUUAGUCACCGGGUUCCCGGCCGCCGGAACGUGGGGCUUGCGGGAGCCGGCUGCCGUUGCCGGCACCAUGGAGUCACCUCUUAGCCCGGGCUUCUCUCACCGAGCCGAUGAGGAUUGGGAUUCUACACUGUUUGCUGAACUUGGCUAUUUCACAGACACUGAUGAUCUGCAAUUGGAUGCAGCAAAGGAAACUUACGAAAACAAUUUUGAUAGUCUUGAUUUUGACUUGGAUUUGAUGCCUUGGGAAACAGGCAUUUGGGACAUCAAUAACCAGCUCUGUACAGUUAAAGAUGUUAAGGCAGAACCUCAGCCACUUUCUCCAGCCUCCUCAAGUUGUUCAGUCUCCUCUCCUCAGUCAAUGGACUCUUACUCUUCAACUCAGCAUGUUCCUGAGGAGUUGGAUUUGUCAUCUGCUUCCCAGAUGUCUCCCCUUUCCUUAUAUGGUGAAAGCUCUCAUAGUCCCUCCUCAGCAGAGGCACUGAAAGAAGAUAAGCCCAUCAUUGGUCCUGGGAGCAAAACUGAAAACGGACUGACUCCAAAGAAAAAAAUUCAGAUGAAUUCAAAACCUUCAAUUCAGCCCAAGCCAUUAUUACUUCCAGCAGCACCCAAGACUCAGACAAAUUCUGGCGUUCCAGCAAAAACCAUCAUUAUCCAGACACUACCCACGCUUAUGCCAUUGGCAAAGCAGCAGCCAAUUAUCAGCAUACAUCCUGCACCCACUAAAGGUCCGACCGUCAUGCUUUCUCAGCCUGCCGUUGUACAACUUCAGGCUCCUGGAGUUCUGCCCUCUUCUACCCCAGUCCUUGCUGUCGCGGGGGGAGCCACACAACUACCUAAUCACAUGGUGAAUGUGGUACCGGCCCCUGUGGGAAACAGCCCAGUGAAUGGAAAACUUUCAGUGACUAAACCUGUCCUACAAAGUACCAUGAGAAGCGUGGGCUCGGAUAUUGCCGUGCUAAGGAGACAGCAACGUAUGAUAAAAAAUCGAGAGUCUGCUUGUCAGUCCCGCAAGAAGAAGAAAGAAUAUAUGCUUGGCUUAGAGGCCAGGUUAAAGGCUGCGCUUUCAGAGAAUGAGAAGCUGAAGAAAGAGAAUGGAUCACUGAAGCGACAGCUGGAUGAAGUCGUGUCAGAAAACCAGAGGCUUAAAGUUCCCAAUCCGAAGCGAAGAGCUAUCUGUGUGAUGGUAGUGUUGGCAUUUAUAGUACUCAACUAUGGACCCAUGAGCAUGUUGGAACAGGAUUCCAGGAGAAAGAAUCCUAGUGUGAACCCUGCAAAUCAAAGGAGGCAUCUUCUAGAAUUUUCUGCUAAAGAGGUGGAAGAUACAUCAGAUGGUAUCAUCCAGAAAAACAGCUACAGAUAUGAUCAUUCUGUUUCAAAUGACAAGGCCCUCAUGGUGCUAAGUGAAGAACCAUUACUCUAUAUUCCUCCACCUCCUUGUCAGCCCCUGAUUAACACCACAGAAUCUCUCAGGUUAAAUCAUGAACUUCGAGGAUGGGUUCACAGGCAUGAAGUGGAAAGGACCAAGUCGAGAAGAAUGACGAAUAAUCAGCAGAAAACCCGUAUUCUUCAGGGUGCUCUGGAACAGGGUUCCAAUUCUCAGCUCAUGGCUGUCCAAUACACAGAAACCACUAGUAUCAGCAGGAACUCGGGGAGUGAGCUGCAAGUGUAUUACGCGUCACCCAGAAGUUAUCAAGACUUCUUUGAGGCCAUCCGCAGAAGGGGAGACACGUUCUAUGUUGUGUCAUUUCGAAGGGAUCACCUGCUGCUACCGGCCACGACCCACAACAAGACCUCAAGACCAAAGAUGUCAAUAGUAUUACCAGCAAUAAACAUAAAUGAGAACGUGAUCAAUGGGCAGGAUUACGAAGUGAUGAUGCAGAUUGACUGUCAGGUGAUGGACACCCGGAUCCUCCACAUCAAGAGCUCGUCAGUUCCCCCUUAUCUCCGAGAUCAGCAGAGGAAUCAAACCAACACCUUCUUUGGCUCCCCGCCAGCAGCCCCGGAGGCAGCCCACGUUGUCCGCACCAUCCCGGAGUCAUUACAAUAGACUCUGAGGCUGUGCCAGAAAACACGGUGGGACCCUGCCCCCGCUGCGCUGGAGAGCCGGGGAGAGACCUGUUCCUGUCUGCCCUCUUGGUGGCAGGCCGAGAGCUGCCUCGCAGUAGGGUUCCAGGGGUAGCAAGAAAAGUUGUUUUUCACCGUCUGCCCUUCUACUGGGAAAGCACUGAUACUCAGACACAAGGGCAGUGGCCUUUCUCCGACGGCAAAUGUUGCCUGCAUCCUCCUUGCUGCCUGGUGUCGAAUUUUUUCUGUACCUUCCUAAAUUGCUUUUCCUCCUGUAUUUCUUUUGUUUAAAUAGUCCUCUUUAAAAUAAGAUCUUCUUCCCUUCUCUGCCAUUUCACUUAUUGAUAAAGAGAUUUUUAUUUAUAGCUGUACAGCACACUGAUGUUUCCAGUAAUUAGAGUUUUUAUUAAUUUAAUGCAAAUCCAUUCUGGAUAUUGUGCUUAUUGGAAACAGAUUUCAAAACCAGAACAGCCAAAAUUGUCCCCCAAAAGAGUCAAGACAAUUGAGGGCUUUAGGUAAAAGGGAGAAAUCCCAAUUGGGUAAAGUUGGUCUUUGCCUGGGAAUUGUGGCUCCCACCUGAGCCGGCGUGUGCGUAACUGCGUGGGGCACCGGCACAGGGCAACGGGGUGGAGGGACUGUCAGGGAAGAGCAGGGUCCACGUGGGCCAAGGAAGGAGGAGCCAGCUCUGUUAGCACACGUUUAAAACACUGCAGGUUUU